AUGGUGGUCGAGACGCGGCCACCGGUUACCACCGCGAUGAUGAGGGCUCACCUCAAUGAGGUCUACGGCAUCGCGGGAGACCUCUUCACCGUGCAUCGGCAUCGCCUUGAGGACUUCAUCGUGCGCUUCAGUCGCAUGGAGGACCUGGAGAUCGUUCUGGGGACUCCGACGUCGGACAACGCGCCGUUUCCCUUGCGCUGGCGGCAAUGGAGCCGCCUGCCCAUGGCGUCGGCGGGCUCAUUCCACUUCCGCGUUCUUGUCGGGAUGAAGGGGAUCUCGACGCAUGCCAGGUCCAAGGAGACUGCCCAGACCAUUCUUGGGGCGUCAUGCACCAACACGGAAAUCGCUGAUGAUGAGGCGCUGCACGAUCCUGAUGAUCAGCGCGAACAGUUCGUGGCGACGUGGUGCGCCCACCCUGACCUCAUCCCUAACGAGCUCAUCAUGGCGGUCCCCGAGCCUAAGGAGCCACAUGACGGUGGCUCGCCGUCCUACCUCCGGCCUCACGAGAUCAUCCACUCAGAGGUUCCGGCGUUGCGCUACCUCAUCAGGCUUUGGCUAGUCGAGUUCCAGGAUUGGCAUACUCCUCCGACCUCUAACGUCGAGGGCUAUGGCUACGGGGACGGCGACAGCGGCAACAGCGACAGCAACUUCAAUGGUUACUGGCCGAGUUUCUGUGAUUGCGGCGGCGGCGGCGCUUGGCCGCGCACUACGCGGUUUGGUGGGGACGACGACCCUAGGCUGGGCCGUGGGUCCGGCCUGUCAUUUAGGCCACGUGAGGCAUCACGGUGGCCUGCCCGGUCCAGUCGCCGCGCCAGCCCAUGCUGCGUCGGAGAGGUCACGUCGUCUGAAGGAGCCAGCUUGCAAAUCUCUACCGCUAGGAUUCCCGCAGUGGGUGGGACGCGUGUCGCCGUCGGGGAGGCUCGGACAGUUGACUCUCCUCGAAAGUAG
Molecule: messenger RNA, 948 nt
Organism: Miscanthus lutarioriparius
Lineage: Eukaryota; Viridiplantae; Streptophyta; Magnoliopsida; Poales; Poaceae
Source: the annotation of a GenBank genome assembly